Molecule: messenger RNA, 1257 nt
Organism: Verticillium alfalfae VaMs.102
Lineage: Eukaryota; Fungi; Ascomycota; Sordariomycetes; Glomerellales; Plectosphaerellaceae
Product: kes1
Exons: 3
Coding region: 1-1257 (418 amino acids)
Biological process (GO): piecemeal microautophagy of the nucleus; exocytosis; maintenance of cell polarity
Cellular component (GO): membrane; intracellular membrane-bounded organelle; cytosol
Molecular function (GO): oxysterol binding
Source: RefSeq, a predicted model, not a curated record
AUGGCCUCCCAGGCAGACGCACAGGGCUCCGUGGCUGGCUCCAGCAGCUGGACUUCUUUCGUCAAGUCCAUUGCUUCCUUCAACGGCGACCUUUCCUCCCUGACGGCGCCCCCUUUCAUCGUCUCGUCGACCUCCCUCACAGAGUUCUCCUCCUACUGGUGUGAACAUCCCUCGCUGUUCGCCGCCCCCGCCAAGGAGGCCGACCCCGCGAAACGCGCCCUGCUCGUCCUCAAGUGGUUCGUCAGCACCCUGAAGCAGCAGUACGCCAGCCGCAGCGAGCAGUACGGAAACGAGAAGAAGCCGCUGAACCCUUUCCUUGGCGAGCUUUUCCUCGGCAAGUGGGAGGAUGCCGCGGGCACCACCGAGCUCAUCAGCGAGCAAGUCAGCCACCACCCACCGGCGACGGCCUACUCGAUCAACAACCUCGCCUCGGGCGUCCACCUCGAGGGCUACAACGCGCAAAAGGCCACCUUCAAGAGCACCAUCAACAUCAAGCAGAUCGGCCACGCCGUCCUGACGGUGCCGAUCCCUGGCGACGCCGACAAGAAGACGGAGACGUACCUUAUCACGCUGCCGUCACUGCACAUUGAGGGUCUCCUCUUCGGCUCGCCCUUUAUCGAGCUCGACGGCUCCACCUUCAUCACCUCCUCCUCCGGCUUCACCGCCAAGAUUGACUAUUCAGGCAAGGGCUGGCUUUCGGGCAAGAAGAACACCAUCUCGGCGGUGCUCUACCCCACGGGCCGCGAGAAGGAGGUCCUCUACAACAUCUCGGGCGUCUGGACCAAGACGUUUGAGAUCCACUCGGGCCCCGCCAAGACCAACUCGUCCAAGACGCUCGUCGACUCGCACGACGCCACAAAGGUCGAGCCGACGGGCCUCAUCGUCGCGCCCGUCGAGCAGCAGCACCCGCUCGAGUCCCGCCGCGCCUGGGCCAAGGUCGCCGCCGCCGUCGCCAAGGGCGAUAUGGACACGCUGUCGUUUGAAAAGUCCAAGAUUGAGAACGCCCAGCGCGAGCUUCGCGCCAAGGAGCGCAGCGAGGGCCGCGUCUGGGAGAGGCGCUACUUCUCCGAGUUCAAAGGACAGGACCCCGUGCUCGAGUCGCUCGGCAACCACGUCGGCCUGCCGCUGACGGGCGACGCCGACAAGACGGGCGGUCUGUGGCGCUUCGACGCCGACAAGGCUGAAAAGGUCCGCAGCCAGCCGCCGGCGAGCGAGGACGCCAAUCUGGCGCUGGCCAAGGAGGCGCUGGGACAGUAG